Molecule: messenger RNA, 4724 nt
Organism: Cottoperca gobio
Lineage: Eukaryota; Metazoa; Chordata; Actinopteri; Perciformes; Bovichtidae
Gene: prkg2
Product: protein kinase cGMP-dependent 2
Exons: 19
Coding region: 137-2482 (781 amino acids)
Biological process (GO): protein phosphorylation
Molecular function (GO): ATP binding; cGMP-dependent protein kinase activity
Source: RefSeq, a predicted model, not a curated record
GAGCUAGAGGAGAGGAUGCGACCAGUGUUUCAGAUUUAGACCGUCUCUCCAUGCUCGCAAGUGCGAAUGCAUCAUUUGUUCUUUUAAAUCAUCUCACAGGCUCGUUUGAAGGCUGAACAGUAAACCAGAUGACAGGAUGGGGAAUGGUUCAAUGAAAUCAAAGCGCUACAAACACACGGACGGCUCUGCCGCUGCCUCCAACAGCCGAGCCCACAAAGACUGUGGGUUCAAAAACUCAUCCCUCGACUCCCUGAGGGUACGAGUGGACGAGCUGGAGCGAGAGGGCAAGAGGAGGGAUGAGGAGCUUAACGCCAAAGAGCAGCAGAUCAAAGGUCUCCAGGAGCAGCUGGCCAAACAGACACAAGCUCUGGCCGAGCUGAGUGAGGAGCUGCAGAACAAGUGCAUCCAGCUCAACAAGCUGCAGGAUGUGAUGAAGAACCAGAGCGGGGCCUCGGCAGCUCUGGCAUCAAGGCAACCUUCCAUCAAAGCUGGCUGCAAGGGGAACAGCCCCCACCUCAGUGUUCGCAUCAAGGAAACCCUCAAUAGAAGGAAAGGGGCCAAAGCCGGGGUGUCGGCCGAACCCACAUCCAGGACCUAUGACUCCAGCGGCCUGCCAAAGUUCUCUUUCGAAAAGGCCAGGGUAUUGAAGGAUGCAAGUGUAAAGAGGGUGCUGACAGAAGCCCUGAACAAGAACCAGUACUUGAAGAGGCUGGAGCUGCAGCAGAUCAAAGACAUGGUGGAGUGUAUGUAUGAGCGCACCUACCAGCAGGGAGAGUACGUCAUCAAGCAGGGAGAGCCUGGGAACCAUCUAUUUGUCCUGGCAGAUGGGAAGCUGGAUGUGUUUCAACAUAACAAACUGCUCACAUCGAUAACGGUGUGGACCACGUUUGGAGAAUUAGCCAUUCUGUACAACUGCACACGGACGGCAUCAGUGCGAGCGGUGAACAAAGUGAGGGUGUGGGCUUUGGACCGGGAGGUGUUUCAGAACAUCAUGAGGAGGACGGCUGAGACGCGACAUGAACAGUACCGCAACUUCCUCCGAAGUGUUUCACUCUUGGCUAAUCUACCAGAAGACAAGCUAAGCAAAAUAGUGGACUGCCUCGAGGUGGAAUACUAUGACAAGGGAGAGCACGUCAUCCGGGAGGGAGAGGAGGGCAGCACCUUCUACAUCAUCGCACAGGGAAAGGUGAAGGUGACCCAGACCACCGAGUCCCACAAGUUCCCGCAGAUCAUCAACACGCUGCAGAAGGGAGACUACUUUGGAGAGAAAGCACUUAUAAGUGAUGAUGUCAGGUCAGCUAAUAUCAUCGCCGAUGAGAACGGGGUGGAGUGUCUGGUCAUCGAUAGAGAGACAUUUGAUCAGACAGUGGGCACCUUCAAUGAGCUGCAGAAGUACCUCCAAGGCUACGUGGCAACACUUGAUCGUGACGACAAGAAGAGACAUGCCAGAAGGUCGGUGUCGCGGCACCAGAGCCAGCCGCUGUCGGCCGACGUCAUCCAGCUGAAGGACAUGGUGGCGGUGUUUCCUCCAUCCAGGCCCUUCGAUCACCUGGAGGUCGUCGCUACUCUCGGGGUCGGUGGCUUUGGACGAGUAGAACUGGUGAAAGUGCAGGGCGAGGACGUCACCUUUGCACUAAAGGUCAUCAAGAAGAAGCACGUCGUGGACAACAGGCAGGAGGAACACAUCCACUCGGAGAGGAAGAUCCUCGCCGAGGCUCGCUCGCCUUUCGUCGUCAAACUCUAUCGCACGUUUAAGGAUAACAAGUAUGUGUACAUGCUGCUGGAGGCCUGUCUGGGUGGAGAGAUUUGGAGUCUGCUCAGAGACAGGGGGAGUUUUGAUGAGCCCACUGCCAAAUUCUGCGUUGGAUGCGUCACAGAGGCUUUCGAUUACCUCCAUCGCAAGGGUGUCCUCUACAGAGACCUGAAGCCUGAGAAUCUCAUGCUGGACACUGAGGGAUACAUCAAACUGGUUGACUUUGGUUUUGCCAAGAAGAUCCGAUGCGGCCAAAAGACCUGGACCUUCUGCGGGACACCGGAGUACGUGGCCCCUGAGAUCAUCCUCAACAAAGGCCACAACUUCAGUGUGGACUUCUGGUCUCUGGGCAUCCUGGUGUUUGAGCUCCUCACUGGCAGUCCUCCGUUCUCAGGGAGUGACCAGAUGAUGACGUACACUUUCAUCUUGAAAGGCAUUGAGAAGAUGGACUUCCCCAAGAAAAUCACCAAGAGACCCGACGACCUCAUACGAAAGCUGUGCAGGCGAAAUCCCUCAGAGCGACUGGGCAACCUCAAAAAUGGAAUAACUGAUAUCAAGAAGCACAGGUGGUUUAAUGGCUUCAACUGGGAGGGAUUGAAGGCGCGGACUUUACCCUCUCCACUGAAAAGAGAACUGACGGGACCAACAGAUCACGGCUAUUUUGACAUCUACCCUCCAGAUGAGGAAAGUCCUCCUGACGAGCUGUCUGGUUGGGACAUGGACUUCUGAGACCUUCUGCUGCAUUAUUCCAUUAUUUUCCUUCCUUUGCACACCCUAACAACCGAAACGUAAUGGGCAAAGGUGAUCUCGCAUCACCUCCGGCAUGGUGGAAGUCCUCAGGUUCUGCGCAACAGUAGCUGCAAACAGCUGGUUACUUUAUGAACUUACGAUUGGCCAUCUCAACACAAAUGAACAGUUAGAGGAGAUUUCUCCUUUGAGUUGGACUGGGAAGUUAAACAGCUUGUUAUGUAACCAUCACUGUCCUUUUGGUUUAUAUAUCUGACUGACACUCUAGUUAAUCAGGUACAAUGUAGCGCUAAUAGUGGUGCAGUAGUAGUGGCAUGUCAGCGUAGCAAGCUAGAAUCUGUAAUAGUGAAAAGCUACUGAGGUUCUCCACAAUCUGAUGCUGAGAAACGAUGCUCCUGUGUGUUGCAGUGGAUCAACACACCCCUAAAUCAAACACAGAUGGCAGUGUUCGUGGGUGGGAAGCCAGUGAGGGAUCAAGUCCUUGUUACUGCAUUAAUGACCGUUUCUGGAUGUUUGGGACACUAAGCCUGGGUAAAGACAACACAUGUGUGUGUUACUUCAGAGUUGGGUAAUGUGAAACAGCUCUGCAUUGUAAGACAUCAAAAACACUUUCACCACUUACCGUCCCAACGACAGAGUGAAGCGACUUUGAAAGUGCGACAUUAGAUGCUUUAUCUUUGCUGUAGUUUCAAAGUUCGUAGAGUUAUUGAUUGCAGCUUUUGCAUUGCUAAGUUAGCCUGCAGGCUAAGUUACUCAGGCUUCAUCUCAGACUGCUUUGGAGGGAGUAAGUCAUGAAACACAUCGGUGUCCCGUGUCACAGUAUUAUGUUUUCACAUUCCUUAAUCAAUCUAUGCUACGCCCCUAUGAUAAUCUUUGACAGAUACCUCUGAUAUUGUUUUCAGACUAUUUUCUCUGGGCCCUCAUGAUGGCUCCAGAUGUGGUUGGUAGGGAAAUUGACGAUGCAGCUGCAAAGUCCUUAUUUCAUACAGCUAAGGGGAAUUUAUGAUUACAUGUGCAGUUUGCUUACAGCUGGAGAGGAAUGGAGGUGUGUCGGGAGAAGAUAUGUGUGGAGAUGACGCUGCAAAAAAACGGCAAGCAACUCAAGAACAAACAAAGACUCUGGAGAUGAGAUUCUACUCCACUGCUUAGACGGCAUCGAACCAUAACAAAUGUUAAUGCUAAGAAGCAUCAAGAGUUCCUUGUGCCAACAGUGUUAUGCUCACAGUUCAUCUCCACUGCCCAAAGUAGACACCCAUAAAAGCAUGAACAUCUUCCCCACUUAAGUUAUAGAGUGCGAGCAUCCCGCGGCAGGGAGCCUGAGCUGCAGAAAUAUUUACCUUUUUGAAGCUGAGUCAACUCUGCGGUUCCCAGCUUCUUAAGCAGAAGGGGAGUUCUGCUCCGUCUGAGGCGUUGAUGAUGUGAGGAGGAGCAGCAAAGAGGUUAAACUGGAGUUAAGGGUUAGAAAUAUGGGUAUUUUCCAUUUUGAAACACUUGAGGUUUACAGUAAAUCAACUGUGUACCAGGUGUCUAUGUAUAUACGGUCUACUGUAAAGCACAAGCAUCAAAAAUACACAAUUUAUACAAUCCAAGCUACUUGUUCCUUUAUGUAAACCUGAAAAACCGGGUGAGUGAAUUUUGUAAAUAGCACAUAUAUAUGUAUACAUUGACUGGUGAAUGUGUGUGUACAGUGUGUGAUAAUGUCUGUGUAUGGAAGCAGCUGACAUUCUUGGAGAAGCUGUGGCCUUAAGAUAAUGAGACUGAUUUCAGGAUACAGCUGUGUUUGUUCAUAUUUCAGAUGGAGUUUUUGCUUUUGUUUUUUUAUUUGACUUUUUUUAAUUCAAUCAAAUAUUUGUCUUAGCUGGUCAAUUUAAAAUGUAUUUUAUGCCACAAUAGAUUAUUAUAUUUUAUUUUAUUACCAAUAUUUGCCGAUCUUUCUCACCGUGGACAUUUUGACUUGAUGAUCUUGGUCGGAGGUUAGGUUGUGUUUUUGUGUUCCUGUAACCAAACAGUUGUGUAAGUGAUGUAAGUUUUGACAAAUGAACUAGAAGAAAUUUGUGAAGAAGAGUUUCAGACGUCACUUCUCUAAAUAAACUUACAACAACCUCGUCAGUGUCAUCUAGAGCUGUAGCGAAUGUCAUUCUUUUGAGGUUUUUGAACGAAGCUUUGAAUUUCUUUUUUAAAUCCUCCAACAAAUUCUUCAAUUUGAAUAAAGAGAUUCAUUGGA